GAAAAACACAAAGUUUCCACAAGAACACAAACCUUCUCUGUCACUUUGCCGUUGUACUGCAAGCUGGUCCCAAUCAUUGAUAUUCAUAUUCUUCUCUACACGGCUAAGCUUCCAAAGCAGGUUCAUUGAACACUAUCGAAAAUUUCUCAUUCAUUUUGAUUCUGAUUCUGAUUCUUCUCUUGUUAGGUAAAUUAAAACCCUUUCAUAUUUUCAUGCACUCCAACUACUUGAUUUGAUUGAACAAAUUCAAAGUUUUGAUCUUGUGAAACAAUGAAGAGAGACAACCUUAACCCAUUGUUACUUUUUCCAAAUAGACCUAAACCUCUUCACGUUUUCAUGACCCUUAUGCUUCUUUAUUUGGUUUUCACAACGUUUGAAUUCAAAACCUUUGAGUCUGUUUCGGUUUCUACAGUGUUUGAGAAUGAACACCGGAACACCCAUCAUAGAAAAGCUUUAAACUUUCCAUCACAAGAAGCUUUAGGUUCAUUACAUCGAAAACCCAUGCAGGGGUUGCAGAAAGUUUCCACCUUGAAUUUCAAUGAAGGUGAUUUGAAUGAAACUGGUUUGGGAAAGGGAAAAGACAAAUUUUCUGAGAUUCAGAGGGAUGUUAAGGAAGCUUGGGUUAAAGGGAAGAGAAUGUGGGAGGAAAUUCAGUUUCAGAAUAUGGAAACUGUGAAUGUGGCUGAGAAGAAUAUAUCUGAUUCGUGUUUGCAUUCGAUUUCGAUAUCUGGGUCGGAAUUAAGGAAGCAGAAAGGGAUCAUGAUGAUUCCUUGUGGGUUGACUUUGUGGUCACAUGUUACUGUUGUUGGGACGCCGCGGUUGGGUCAUUGGGAACAUGAUUCGAAGAUAUCUGUGGUGAAGGAUGAGGAGGAAAAGGUGUUGGUGUCACAGUUUAUGAUGGAGCUUCAAGGGUUGAAGAUAGUUGAAGAUGAGGAACCGCCUAAGAUACUGCAUUUUAAUCCUAGGUUGAAAGGUGAUUAUAGUGGGAAGCCUGUGAUUGAGCAGAAUACUUGUUAUAGGAUGCAAUGGGGUUCUUCACUCAGGUGUGAGGGAUGGAAGUCUAGAGCUGAUGAAGAUACUGUCGACGGACAGGUGAAAUGUGAAAAGUGGAUUCGCGAUGAUGAUAGUCAUUCAGAAGAGUCUAAGGCAACAUGGUGGUUACCUAGACUGAUAGGGCGAAAACACAAGAUCACUUUAGAUUGGCCAUACCCUUUUGCAGAAGGAAGAUUAUUUGUUCUCACUUUAACUGCUGGCUUGGAAGGUUACCAUGUUACUGUGGACGGAAAGCACAUUACAUCUUUUCCCUAUCGCACGGGCUUCUCUCUUGAGGAUGCUACCGGUCUAUCCAUAAAAGGGGACAUCGAUGUGCACUCUAUAUACGCGGCUUCUUUACCGACAUCACAUCCAAGUUUUGCACCACAGAUGCAUCUAGAAUUACUUCCUCAAUGGAAAGCUCCACCUAUUCUCGAUAAGAAUGUUGAGCUCUUCAUUGGAAUACUUUCUGCCGGCAACCAUUUUGCGGAACGAAUGGCAGUAAGAAAAUCGUGGAUGCAACAUAAGCUAAUCAAAUCCUCACAUGUUGUAGCUCGAUUCUUUGUUGCUCUGCAUGGAAAGAAAGAUAUAAAUGUUGACAUAAAGAAAGAAGCAGAUUAUUUUGGAGAUAUUAUUAUAGUACCAUACAUGGAUCACUAUGACCUUGUUGUGGUGAAGACCGUGGCGAUUGCCGAAUAUGGGAUUCGUACGGUAGCUGCUAAGAAUAUCAUGAAAUGCGACGAUGACACAUUUGUUCGAGUAGAUUCUAUCAUGAGUGAAGUAAGAAAAGUAGGAAUUGGAAAAAGUCUUUACAUUGGCAAUAUGAAUUACCACCAUACGCCCCUCCGCCAUGGUAAAUGGGCAGUCACAUAUGAGGAAUGGACAGAAGAAGAGUAUCCUACAUAUGCUAAUGGUCCUGGUUAUGUUAUCUCAUCAGACAUUGCUCAGUUCAUUGUAUCCAACUUUGAGGAGCACAAAUUAAAAUUAUUUAAAAUGGAAGAUGUGAGCAUGGGAAUGUGGGUAGAGCAAUUCAACAACUCAAAACCUGUUGAGUAUGUUCACAGCUACAAGUUCUGCCAAUUUGGUUGUAUUGAAGAUUACUACACUGCACAUUACCAAUCUCCAAGACAAAUGACAUGUAUGUGGGACAAAUUGCAACACAAGGGAAAGCCACAAUGCUGCAACAACAGAUGACAUAUUCUAUAAUCAUAGUAUGUUUCAGAGAUUGUAGUGACAAGGAUUUUGUGACCUCCACAUAUUCAUUCAUUGUUUAUAAGCUUUUAUGUAAAUUAAUUAAGUAAAGUUGGAUUUACUACUACAGCUAUUGCUGUAGGAGAAUAGUAAUUGUUUGUAAAUUUAUAAUGUAGAGAGAAUAGUAAUUUACCUCCA
Messenger RNA from Vicia villosa (hairy vetch), 2421 nucleotides. RefSeq names its product hydroxyproline O-galactosyltransferase GALT6-like. Lineage: Eukaryota; Viridiplantae; Streptophyta; Magnoliopsida; Fabales; Fabaceae. Gene Ontology annotation, molecular function: carbohydrate binding; galactosyltransferase activity. Bases 271 to 2226 code for a protein of 651 amino acids. Gene Ontology annotation, cellular component: Golgi membrane. The transcript is spliced from 7 exons. The record is from RefSeq and is a predicted model, not a curated record.